Messenger RNA from Chionomys nivalis (European snow vole), 2359 nucleotides. RefSeq names its product AFG1 like ATPase (gene Afg1l). The transcript is spliced from 13 exons. Bases 145 to 1587 code for a protein of 480 amino acids. Gene Ontology annotation, molecular function: ATP hydrolysis activity; ATP binding. The record is from RefSeq and is a predicted model, not a curated record. NCBI's taxonomy places the organism in Eukaryota, Metazoa, Chordata, Mammalia, Rodentia, Cricetidae. Gene Ontology annotation, cellular component: cytoplasm; mitochondrion.
UUCCUGCAGUUCUGUGCUUGAGGUGACCUCUGUUUAGUGCUCCCUCAUUCUCAGGCGUGGCCUUCAGGAGCGCCCUGGCACUCGGCUGCUACUUCGCGGUCUUCUGGUUUUCAAUAAAGUUUUCCUCCCUGUACGGAGCUCAAGAUGGCGGCCUCCUGGUCGCCCUUGGUUACCCUGCGCUCCGCGGCGCGCAGCCGGCUGACUGGGCGAGGUGUUGGGUGCGGGGCGCGGGCCGUCGCAAUCCCUCCGCCGGCCCCUGGCCCUGGAAAACCCCAUUGGAAAGCCUACACAGUCCAGACAUCUGAAAAUGGACGCCCAACAGCCGCUUCUGAAGCCCAUUCCCAAGCUUUUGCUGUUUGCCGUGGACCCCUGGAUCACUAUGACUUCCUGAUCAAAGCACAGGAACUGCGGGACGAUGGACAUCAAAGAAGAGUCAUCCAGUGUUUGCAGGGGCUGCUGGAGGACCUGAAAGGAUACAGCGCGGAGGAGGAGGGGCUCUUUUCAAAGCUUUUUUCAAGGAACAAACCUCCAAAGGGCCUCUAUGUUUAUGGAGAUGUUGGUACAGGGAAAACAAUGGUGAUGGACAUGUUUUAUGCUUAUGUGGAGAUGAAGAGGAAAAAACGGGUCCACUUUCAUGGCUUCAUGCUAGAUGUGCACCAAAGAAUACAUCGUCUUAAACAGAGCUUGCCAAAAAGGAAGGCAGGAUUCAUGACUAAGUCGUAUGACCCCAUAGCUCCCAUAGCGGAUGAAAUCAGCCAAGAAGCUUGUCUCCUCUGCUUUGAUGAAUUUCAGGUCACUGACAUCGCCGACGCCAUGAUUCUGAAACAGCUUUUUGAAAAUCUGUUCAAAAACGGGGUCGUCGUUGUGGCAACAUCCAACAGACCCCCAGAAGAUCUCUACAAAAAUGGACUCCAGAGGGCUAACUUUGUACCAUUUAUAGCUGUCCUGAAGGAAUAUUGCAAUACGGUCCAGCUAGAUUCUGGGAUAGAUUAUCGGAAAAGGGAACUCACUCCUGCAGGAAAACUCUACUACCUCACAAGUGAAGCUGAUGUGGAGGCUGUCAUGGAUAAGUUGUUUGAUGAGCUGGCCCAGAAACAAAAUGAUUUAACUAGACCAAGGAUUCUGAAAGUGCAAGGCAGAGCGCUGCGGCUGAAUAAAGCCUGUGGAACCGUUGCCGACUGCACGUUUGAAGAGCUCUGUGAGAGACCACUUGGAGCAAGUGACUAUUUGGAAUUAUCAAAGAAUUUCGAUACAGUGUUUGUACGAAACAUUCCACAAUUUUCUCUGGCAAAGCGGACUCAAGCACGACGGUUCAUAACUCUCAUUGAUAACUUCUAUGACUACAAGGUGCGCAUGAUUUGCUCUGCGGAGACCCCCAUCUCAAGCUUAUUUUUGCAUCAACACCAUGACAGUGAGUCGGAGCAAAGCAGAAUACUGAUGGACGAUUUGGGGCUGAGCCAGGACUCGGCAGGCCUCUCCAUGUUCACUGGGGAGGAGGAAAUCUUCGCAUUCCAGCGCACCAUUUCCCGGCUCACAGAGAUGCAAACUGAGCAGUACUGGAUCGAAGGGGACAGAAGCAAGAAGUAAGGUCACUGUCACGUGAAUAAAGACGGGCGACUGGUGAGGGCUGCGAGACUUGACGACAUCAUCUCCUCACCGACUGUGCACUUUGUCCUGCAGACUCUGGUCAUCUGAGGCGGUGGACGAGGACACUGAAGUCCCGUCUUUGUAGAUCCACGUUUUGCCCGUUUAUUUGGACUGCUUUCUGCAUCUGAAAUGAAUCAUGGCUCCUGAAGAUUACUGUAGAACCUGACAUGUUGCACCUGACUGAACCUGCACACACAUGCAGGCAGCACGUACAGCUGCCCGGGCAUCUCCAAUCAGGCCGCACAGUAGCCACACCUUGGAAACUGAAGGGGACAGCAUUUUACAUUGGCCUCCAUAUUCCUGUUUGUUGAUCAGUUACGAGUUGUGGUCACCUCCAGGCCUUGUGGCUUCCUCUGUGCUAGAGAUUCUGUGUUACCCAUAGAUCCAGGUUAGCAGGCAAUACCUGGUCAAUGAGGACGUGGAUCACAAAACCAUCAGGAAAGUUCCAGCUACCAGGCAGGUCUCCCCUCUGCUAGCCAAGGAGGGCAAGUACCAGGAAUGUGACUUCUGGAGCCACCAGAGGAGGCAGAGCCACAGCCAUACCAGUAGCAGAGUGAACCCCAUCACCCCAGGUGCCCUACUGUGUCAGCCAGGCCCACUCUCACUGCAGAGUUCACUGCCCGCCCUGGAUGCUGAGUCUGCAGAGCUGGACCUCGCGGGAAACAGGAGAGAACACUUGACGAUCCGUAAAUAAAAGCUGAUUUCUCCCUCA